Cucumis melo (muskmelon) is the source of this 897-nucleotide messenger RNA. RefSeq names its product expansin-like A1. Gene Ontology annotation, cellular component: plant-type cell wall; plasmodesma; extracellular region. Lineage: Eukaryota; Viridiplantae; Streptophyta; Magnoliopsida; Cucurbitales; Cucurbitaceae. The record is from RefSeq and is a predicted model, not a curated record. Bases 9 to 800 code for a protein of 263 amino acids. The transcript is spliced from 5 exons.
UUCCUAGAAUGGGUUGGUUUCUCACUUUGUUUUUCUUUCUUCUUGUCUCUUAUUCCACGGCUUGUGAUCGUUGUGUUCAUCAAUCCAAAGCUACUCACUAUCGUUACGAUGUGCCUGCUUCAUAUGGAUCAACAUGUGGAUAUGGAAAAUUAGAGUUUGAAAUUUCCAAAGGAUACUUUGCAGCUGUUCUCCCUUCCCUUUAUAAACAAGGAGCUUCCUGUGGUGCUUGCUAUAAAGUAAGAUGUAAAAACAAGACAUUAUGCAAUCGAAUAGGGAGCAAAGUAGUUGUGACAGACAUACAUUACAAUAAUGGAACUGAUUUUGUUCUAAGUAAAAAAGCUUUCUCUUCCAUGGCUUCGAAGGGCAAGACUCUUUUGAAUAUUGAUACCAUCCAAGUCGAAUACAAGAGGAUACCAUGUGAAUACAAAAACAAAAAUUUAUUGGUGGAAAUUGUAGAAUGGAGCCACAAACCAGAAGUUUUGGCAAUAAAAUUCCUAUACCAAGGUGGCCAAACUGACAUACUAGCAGUUAAUAUAACUCAGGUUGGGUUAGAGAAAUCAUGGAGAGGGAUGAUAAGGAACUUUGGUGCAAUUUGGUAUAUACCAAAUGUAGUUGAAGGAGCACUAAAGUUAAAAAUGAUGGUAGGUUCUGGAUAUAAUAACAACAAAUGGAUUUCAACAAAGUAUGCAAUUCCUGCUGAUUGGAAAAAUGGAAAAAUCUAUGAUACUGGAAUUCAAAUCAAGGAUCAUAUUCUCGAAAAUUGCCCACCUCACAAAUGUGGUGACAAGCCAUGGAAGUGAAGGAAAAAUUGAUAAAUUUAUGAUACUUUUUUUAAUUAGAAAGAUAAUAUUUGACCUCUUGAUCGAGGACAAAUUAUGAACUGAAGCUGUGGUUAUU